This is a messenger RNA of Eruca vesicaria subsp. sativa (arugula), 801 nucleotides long. Lineage: Eukaryota; Viridiplantae; Streptophyta; Magnoliopsida; Brassicales; Brassicaceae. The record is from the annotation of a GenBank genome assembly.
AUGAGAAUUGUACGUGCAACGGAGAAGUACUCGGCGGAGCUUAAGGAGUUCUUGUGCGCCGCUGUGCAGAGGAGGAGAGACGACGACGGGUUCCGAGGGUCUGGUGGUGGUAAAUGGAGAAAUGCGAUGGAUCUUGAUUCUGACGGUGGAAACAGAUUGGUUUGUGUUACUGGCGGCGUUUCUUAUCUUGGUCGCGCCAUUGUUAAACGGCUUCUUGUUCAUGGCUACUCUGUUAGAAUCGUUUUGGACUGUAUAGAGGAUAAAGAGAAAGUGAAUGAGAUUGAAGCUGACGCUGAAACGGCAUCGUUUAGCAACAGGAUUACGUCGGUAGUGUCACGAUUAACAGAGACUGAGAGUUUGGUUAAAGCAUUCGAUGGUUGUGCUGGCGUCUUCCACACCGCAGCAUUUGUGGAUCCAGCUGGAAUCUCUGGUUAUUCGAAAUCAAUGGCGGAGUUAGAGGCAAAAGUGAGUGAGAAUGUAAUAGAAGCAUGUACAAGAACAGGGUCAGUGAGAAAAUGUGUCUUCACAUCAUCUCUUUUAGCCUGCGCUUUGCAAGACAGUUCCUUUCACGAUCUUGAUCACUCUGUUAUCAAUGAAGAAAACUGGAGUGAUGAGCAACUCUGCAUCGAUAAUAAGCUUUGGUAUGCACUUGGAAAAUUAAAAGCCGAGAAAGCUGCUUGGAGAAUUGCAGAUUCGAAAGGAUUAAAACUUGCAACUAUAUGUCCUGCUCUUAUAACUGGUCCUGACUUCUUCCAUCGCAACUCCACUUCAACUUUGGCCUACCUCAAAGGUAAACCAUAA